Messenger RNA from Fundulus heteroclitus (mummichog), 5489 nucleotides. RefSeq names its product G-protein coupled receptor 22. Gene Ontology annotation, cellular component: membrane. The record is from RefSeq and is a predicted model, not a curated record. Gene Ontology annotation, biological process: G protein-coupled receptor signaling pathway. Gene Ontology annotation, molecular function: peptide binding; G protein-coupled receptor activity. Lineage: Eukaryota; Metazoa; Chordata; Actinopteri; Cyprinodontiformes; Fundulidae. Bases 661 to 2349 code for a protein of 562 amino acids. The transcript is spliced from 2 exons.
GAAACGCUACCCAUGCACGCCACCUACCCCACCACUACACCUUCUCCAGCCUCUCCAUCUCCUCCUCCCCACCCGACAAACCCCCCUUUUUCUCCAUCCUCUCCGCUUCCCCUCCCCUCCGCUUGCAGAUCUCCGUCUCGGUCGCUGGGAUGGAGCAACUGCGCUCCAGCGUGCCGUUAGCGCACGAUCAUGCCUGUGGCCCGUCCGUGUGUGGGAUGUUGCGUAAGGAAGGGACAGGUGUUAGCGCGCCGCGUUGAAGAAACGCGUCAAAAACAAGGGGGACAUAGUGGAUUAGUGAGCGGACAGCGCAUACUGUUGCGGCAGCAGCACUCCGCAUCUGCAGGCGCGGAGGGUUUCCCCCCCUCCCGCUGUAAUAUUUAUGACAAAACGGAGGCAAAAUAUUCUGGUCACGUUUUUGGCUGACAGCCGGCUGUCCUGGAGAGCGCUGGAGUGGAUCGGGGGUCCAGUGCUGGAGAAGGCGCAGCGCUCCGACACCUGCAGUACGAUGUAAAGGGAAUUCCCACCAACAAAACCGAUACAACCUCAGAUCUGGUUAUUCUCUCCACCGCUGUCUCAUCUGAGCCAGAGGGAAAGGAAACACAGACCAUGGUCAGAUUUGGCGGCUGCUGUUGCUAUGCAUGAAGGACCGCUGCGGUGUCAAUGGAGACCGAAGGCUAUCGUGACCUCCUGGAGACCAGUGAUGGUCAGGGGGUAAGCCUGCUGGAUGGAGGAGGAGAUGCGGGCGCGGAGGAGGGCUGGAACACACCCUAUCCUGUUGGUUUCCAGGUGUCGUUGACAACUGUCCUCGUGCUGGAGCUUGUGUUGGGCUUCAGCAGCAACCUGACCGUCCUUGUACUCUAUUGUGCUCAGUCCAACCUGGUGGAUUCAGUCAGCAACCUUGUGACAGUCAACCUCCACGUGCUCGACAUACUGGUCUGUGUGCUCUGCUUACCGCUGACGGUUGCUGUGAUCCUGGUACCGGCGAAUGAAAGUGGACUUAGUAGCCUGGCCACACUUUGCUGCUUCCAUGAAGCUUGCGUCACAUUCACGAGUGUGGCUACGGCAGUCAACGUGUUGGUAAUCAGUUUGGACAGAUACGACAUAUCGGUGCGUCCAGCUAGUCGUCUGCUGACCCCGAGGCGUGCCGCGUUACUCCUGGCAGCGGUGUGGGUCGUCUCUCUGGCUGUUUUUUUCCUGCCCUUCCUCGAAGGGGACUUCUUCUCUUCAUCGACUGAGGAUAUUGAGAACGAGGAGCUGGAAAGGCAGAGCAAUGACUCAGAACUCACUACUGGACAUACACCCAUAUUUUCCUCCUUCUCUCCUUCCUUAUUGCCCUCCAGUCCGCCCUCCUCUCCUUCGCAGCACCUUCCGCCAGUAUGGCAAAACAGGACAUUGCUGUGUGUUGGAGGGCAGGGGUAUUACACGGGUAUGGCGAUGUAUUAUCACUUGUUACUCCAAGUGCCCUGUUUCUUCAUAGCUGUGGCAGUCAUGCUAUUCACCUACUCCAGGAUCCUGCAGGCCCUCAACAUCCGCAUCGGCUCCCAUAUGAUGAGGAACACACGGUCAAAGGACUCCACCUGCAGGAUACGCUGCAGGAGGAAGAGGAGAAAGGAACUAAGCCUGCCACCUGAGACAGUGUCCUCCAACCAAAAUCAGAACCUCACUCACCCUCCCCUCAUCCCCUCGGCCACCCCUACUCCAACAUCCCCACCACCACUGUUUUCCAUGCCCCCGGGGAUGUCUGAUAGUGGGGCCACAGUAACUACUGUCAGCACUGCUGCAACCACCCCCAUUGCAACCACCCCAGCAACCCCUGCUUCUCCAACUCCCCCUUCAGCGCCAGCUCGCACCCAUGCCUCCACGCCUCUGCCGGCCUCAUCCGUGGGCGUACAGGCCUCAGUUUCAGCCAUCAUCGCUUUAAGGAGGGCUGUGCGCAGGCACAGGGACCGACGAGAACGUCAGCGCCGUGUCCUGAAAAUGUCCCUCAUCAUCAUAUCUACCUUCCUGGGUUGUUGGGCCCCUCUGUCCGCAGUCAACGUUUUGAUCCUUUGCAUGGGUCCCAGCGACGGCCUGGUUGAGCUGCGUCUGUGCUUUUUGGCCAUGGCCUAUGGUACGACCAUCUUUCACCCUCUGCUCUAUGCUUUCACCAGGCAGAAACUGCGGCGUGCCCUCAAAACGCGUGUAAAGAAAAGGGUCGUAUCGCUCCUGCAGGUAGACCCAGCCCCCAGCGGGGGGACUGUGAUUCAUAACUCUUGGGUUGAGGGAGGAGGCCAGAGAAAAGGCCGCAAGUCACGGGUGGAGGCCAGCGAUGGCACUGAUAGAUGCCUCACAGAGGCAGUGAGAGAAUGAGGGUGGUCUUGAAGGAGCAGCUGCAUGUCUGAGAGUGCUGAGUAAGUUUAAAGCAAUUGUGUACCUUACUAAGCUGAUGGAUGGAUUGCUUGUAUAUUUGUGAGUAGGUGGUAGGACAAAUGAGCAGGAUAUAGUUUACAAAGGUCAGAACAAACCCAUUGGCCGUCAGUUUUUGGCAGAUGUGGAAACCAGAGAGCCCCAAGCUCAUGUGAGAGCCUGCUUUUUGUUCUCCUUACAUAAGCCCUUACAAGUCCACCUCUCACAGCCAGUAGGCAAACAUUAAACAACCCUUGACAUGACCACUCUGAUUACUAGUGUGAUCCCUUCAUGUAACGCAAGGGUUAAAUAUCUGCAAAGACAUACAAAUCAAUAUUGCUCCUCUGUGCACUUUUACCUGCAUGUGCAUGUACAUAUGCACUGUUAAACACACACACACAUACAGCACAGUUAAACAUACACACACUCACACAUAGUCACUAUCUGUGAAAGCACACAAGUAUCUACCUGCACAGAUGUUCUCAGUGACGAUAACAUUUUCGAAGGAUUUUAUUCUUGUUUUGUUUUCCUUAUUUUCAUGCCUUAACUGAGUUGUUUGUAUAUUGUCAUGGUGCUGAAUGUCCAGCUGUAUGUUUACAACAAUUCUAUCAACACAGAGUGAAAGUGUUUGCACUGACUGCAACAGGUAUAGGAAUGUAUGGCACCGAUCAGGCAUAACAUUAUGACCACCUGCAGAAGAUGUGAACGACACUGAUUUGCUCCCCAUUGUGGUACCUAUUGGUGGGUGGGUGAUGCAAUUAAUAGAAGAAAUUUUCAUAAACUGUAUGUAAAGAUACUUUUGCUCACUGUCUGAAAUUGAAUCAGACAAAACGUUUCCUUUUUUAUGCCAGUUCAGAUUGCUUAAGUUGUUUAUCUUUGCUAAAUGUCAGAAAAAUAAGAGAGAGGUGUUUUCUACGUUUGAAUUCAGGAGAUUACAUACAAUUCGUAAGUUGUUUGUUCAUUGGAAGAACAAUUUGCAACCAAGCUUUAAUUUCAUGGCCUGUCUUAAGGCAUUGCUUCAAUAUUACAACACAAUGCUGAUUUCCCAUGAUGCCAUCUAGAUUGUGAAGUGCACCAGUCCAUCCUGCUGCAAAUCACCCACACAACAUGAGCAUGCCCCAUUAUGGCCAGUUGCUUCAGUUUAAUCACACUUAUUUAAUGUCAGACAGUGUGAAAAGCUUGUGUCCAUUCAGUGUAUGUAAAUAAUUAGCUUCAACUAUAUUAGGUACAACAAUGUUGAGUAAUUCUGUCCUCAAAGUUAAUUUAUUAAAAGGGGGGGAGGAGAAAGCCUAAUGUUUUGAGUGCGUUUAAAAAGGAUGAAAUUGUAAUUGUUAAAUGAAUAUGUGAGAGUAGUUCCAAAAACUUAGCUUUUGCUGGUUGCUGUAUGCAUAAAGAGUGGUCUAUGGAUUAGGGCAGGGUAUGGCGUAGCUGCAAAGCAGGUGCUCUAUACUCCUAAGCUAUUAGUCAUUGACACAGCCGUCUGCGGUUUUACCCCCGGCUUUGAGACAUUUGCUCCAUGUCUUCUUCAUUUCUCCAUCUUUCCAGUUCAUGUCUGAUUAUACAACUGAAACAAAACCUUAAAAAAAAUGUCCAAGGAAGGAACUGUGGUGAACCACCAAAAGGGUCAUUGGCCCCCAUGGCUCAAUGAUACACAUGGGGAGAGUUGCUUAAACUGCUAAACGAACUGAAAAUCUGAUACAAAAGCUGCAUAUACCUGUCAGGUUGCCAAUGCUGGUCAUAAUGUUAUGCCUGGGUGUGCAUCAGUAGAAGCAUGGAAAUGUAAAGUUUACAAACGCUCAUAAAAUUACCAGGGAAAAGCAAAAACAAAAGGAAGAAAUGACGAAAGAAAUAAUCUGAUUCUGGCUUAAUUCUUAGUUAGCAGCAAUUUUUGGAAAAAUGUGUACAAAAUAUGGCAGAAAGGCAUGUUUCUAUGUUUUUGUUGUUUGUUUUUUUUGUUUUAGAUGAGUUUUAAUGGUUACGAUGAAUGAGGGUUGUGUGAUUGUGUCAGUAUGUUUGCACAUUUGCGCAGAUCGGGUAAGUGAAGAUAUUUCUGUGUUUUAGCCAAUGAACGUGUGCAAUAAAACACGAGCAAAGCAAUGACCCCCACCAAGGGUGUGAACAAAGAGAAUGUGUUAUUUUAUUUUUUCUAAAUGUUAUUCAGUUGUUGGAAGAGGACAAAAAAGGGUGAAUUUAUCUUCUUUUUAACAGCAGUAGGCUGCUAGAUAAUAAAAAUAUAUAAAUAAAUAUGUGGGGCAUUUUUGUAACUAUGUGUAUAUGAAAAUUCACUGUAAUACCAUCGUAAUAGCAUCACUGCGGUUUUAAAGAGGGAAUCAAAGGGCAACACUUUGUGAAAUAUUUCAUUAAAACUGUCUGUGAGGCCAGUGCAGAUUAACUAGCAGCAUAAACAUGAGGAAACACACCAAUGACCUCUAACAUGGGACAUCUCCUCAUGUUAUCUCUUAGUUGCUCUGGACCAUCCAAUGACGACAAACAAAAACAGCCUCUGGACUAAGACCUGAACACGUUACACAAUACAGUCUCUCUUUCUCCUCAGGGCUUUGUGUCUCAUUUUCAAACUCGCUGGACAAAAAUUAAUGAUAAUGAAACUAACCCGCCCUCAGUCAGCUGUUGUGUUAAUGGGUGUUAGAGUAGUUUUCGGGUUUUGUCACCAAGUAGAUAGAAACUUUGUAUCAACUGAGGACUUGGAGGGCUCCUCUGGCUUUGGGCUUUAAUCUACGUCCGCCUCACUCCUUUUUACACGACUUGUGAGCCAAACAGGAAGACAAUAACUCUUGUGUAUUCAUGUACAUUUUUCAGGGAUGUAAAUACUUAAGUGUUUGUUUUGUGUUUUAGUCAGAAACCCCCUUUGCUUUGAUCACGAUCAUCUGCCGGACAGAAAGUCAGCCAUUGUGAAAAACUCGUAAUGAGCAGGAGAGCUAUAAUGAAGAUAUAUGUAAGUGUAUUUGUGUUAAUAAUGUAUGUGUGUACACUGUAAUUUACAUUUAUGACCAUGUGUAUAGAGAAACAUUAGUAUUGUAAAAGAUUUAUAUUAUGUGCUAUUGUAUAGAAAAGAACUAAAUCUGUAUUAAAAAAGCCUAUCUCAA